GAGCCCAGUCUUGGUUUAGUCUAUGUUAAACACCAAACUAAUCAACAUCAUUUAUUAUUUAUUCAAUUUAUCAUAAAAAUAUUGACUUAAAUUUCUUGUUCAUUCGCAUUUCAUUAAAUCAUGAUUUCUGGAACGCUGAUCGUUCUGUCAGUGAUUGUAAUUGUAUUGGGAUACUUUUUGUCGAAUAGAUACAAGUGGAAGAAAUGUCCACCAGGACCGAGAAGACUUCCAUUUGUAGGAAAUCUUCUAGCUUUGGAUCCCCUCCAAUUUCGAAGCUAUUCUAAAUGGGCAGAUGAAUUUGGACCGAUUAUCCGAGUGGAUUUAGCCACGACCAAAACCGUCGUAAUUUCGGAUUAUAAAAUGUUGAAAGAAAUUUUCUCGGACCCUGCUUUCUCAGGAAGAAUGGAUUUCACAAUCUUUGACAUCGCUGGAAAAGAAAAACGGCAUGGAAUUGUGAACACGGAGGGAGAACAUUGGGAGGAACUGAGACGAUUCUCCCUUCGUCAAUUAAGAGACUUUGGUUUUGGGAAAACUUCAAUGGAAGAUUUAGUCAUGGCGGAAGUCAAUGAGCUUAUCGAAAUCUGGAAGGAGAGCGAAGGUAAACCCGUCAGCAGUGUCAAGGAUCAGUUGCUAUUCGCCGUGGUCAACGCCCUGUGGACCAUCACCACGGGAAAGCGUCAUAGCCAGAAGGACACGGUGCUAUUUGAAAUGACGACAAAGUCGAAUGAAUCACUCUCAGAAAUUCUGGAGAGCGGAGGAGUUCUUUUAUUUGUUCCCAAACUUGCCAAGAUAUUCCCCACAUGGUCGGGCUUAACAAAAACGCGCAAGACAGGAGAAGAGUUCGCUGCUUAUUUUAAAAAGCCUAUUGAUGAACAUAAAAAGUCGUACGAUGGAAAUUAUACUCGUGACUUUAUCGAUGUUUUUCUGAAAGAAAUUAAAGAUACUACAAAUCCCACCUCACCUUUCCAUGGGCAAUUUGGAGAGGACAACCUUCUGGGGGUUAUAUCGGAUUUUUAUUUCGCCGGAAAUGACACUACCAGCACGACAUUAGCCUGGAUGAUUUUAUAUCUCACAAAACUUCCAGAAAUUCAGAAAAAAAUUCAAGCGGAAAUUCAAGAAAUCACUGGAAAUACGAGGCCCGUGUCUCUAAAGGAUAGGCCAAAUAUGCCGUACACGGAAGCAGUGAUCGCAGAGACGCUUCGAUUUUCCUCCAUUACACCACAAGGGGUGGGACACAGGGCGAUAAGAGACAAAGAAUUCCACGGUUAUCUGAUCCCAAAGGACACUGUCAUCACUCCAAAUAUUUAUUACAUUCAUUUCGACCCUAAAAUUUGGGGUGACCCGGAAAACUUUCGCCCAGAAAGAUUUUUGAGCCCGGAUGGAAAGACGUUCAAGAAGCACGAAGCUCUGGUGCCAUUUUCAAUCGGGAGGAGGCAAUGUCUUGGAGAAUCCUUGGCGAGAGACAGCCUUUUCCUCUUCGCCACAAAUAUUUUCCAAAGGUUCGAGAUUAAGUUUGACAAAAAUGGUCCUGAUCACGGAUUUGAACCCAAAGUCGGGUUUAUUGUCAUUACACCGAUGCCCUUCAAUAUCAUUUUGAAGGAUCGAUUAGUGUGAAAUUAAAGCAAUUAGUAUCGGCUACGAGAAUAUAUACACUAGACUAUGCGCAUACUUCGUUCAAGUACACAAAAAAUUCUUAACCUGAAGUUACACAAAUGAAAUAAUAUCUGGAAUGAUUAUGGCCUAUUUUUGUGCCCCAUAAAAGCACGUCAGAUAUAUAACCUAGGCUGAUGUGUUCCAUAAAUUCAGUGCCCAUUUUCAUGUCCAAGAGGUGAUAAAUUCUUUAGUAUUUCAAUAUUUUAUUCAAUCUCUAUCCAAUAAUUAAUAAAUUACACACAAGCAACAAAUUCUCUAAUUUACAUAACAUUGCAUUUACUAAAUAGUUCGACUAUGUACAAACCAACCAAACCUUACAAAUAUUCAUCACAUGUACACACUGUCUUUGUCUUAUAAAAAUAAAUAAAUAACUAAAAA
Folsomia candida is the source of this 2031-nucleotide messenger RNA. Its product is annotated as farnesoate epoxidase. NCBI's taxonomy places the organism in Eukaryota, Metazoa, Arthropoda, Collembola, Entomobryomorpha, Isotomidae. Gene Ontology annotation, biological process: xenobiotic metabolic process. The record is from RefSeq and is a predicted model, not a curated record. The transcript has 8 exons. Gene Ontology annotation, molecular function: oxidoreductase activity, acting on paired donors, with incorporation or reduction of molecular oxygen, reduced flavin or flavoprotein as one donor, and incorporation of one atom of oxygen; heme binding; iron ion binding. Gene Ontology annotation, cellular component: intracellular membrane-bounded organelle; cytoplasm. The coding region runs from base 121 to 1614 and encodes 497 amino acids.